AUGAAAGCGGCUUCUAAGUGGUCUACUGCUGAUUAUGAAAUUUUUGAUAUUGUAUCUGCUUUAGAAUCCACAGAAGGAAAAGGAACAACCUUUUAUUCUUUUUUAAAUCUCAAAAAAGGCCCAGACUCUAAAAUUGAUGAAAUAAAUAAAGCAUAUCGUCAAAAAGCACUAGAACUACACCCAGAUAAAAUUAAAGAUAAGAAAUUACACAAGAUUUCACAAGAAAGAUUUUCCAGGCUCGGAUUAAUUGCAAAUAUUCUAAGAGAUGAUGAAAGGAAAAAAAGAUAUGAUUUUUUCUAUAAAAAUGGUUUUCCAAAAUGGAAAGGGAGUGGAUAUUAUUAUUCUAGAUAUCGACCUAGUUUUGGCUUCGUUUUACUAAUUCUUCUUAUAAUCUCAUCAGGUUUACAAUAUAUAUCUUUAAGAUUAAAUGCCAUGAGGCAUAGGAACCGUAUAAAAUAUUAUAUUUUAUCAGCAAGAUACGCAGCAAGGGGCCCUAAUAUUACUUCUCAGCGCAAUCCAGGAAGAAGAAAAGUAAUAGACCAAGAAACUGGACGUUCAUUUAUUGUAGAACCUGAUAACUCGGUGUAUUUUGUUGAUACAAAUGGAUCAAAAUGGCAUUUGGAUAUUAAUAAUGUCCCACCUGCACAACUCAAGAAUAUUUUCAUUUUCGUCUUUCUUAGAUUUCUUUGGAAACAUAGUUUUAAAAGACUUUACCAUAUACUUUUACAAAAACCAGAACAUACAUCUAAACCUAAUAACAAAAUACAACAAAUGUAA
Pneumocystis jirovecii RU7 is the source of this 777-nucleotide messenger RNA. RefSeq lists its product as uncharacterized. The record is from RefSeq and is a predicted model, not a curated record. The coding region runs from base 1 to 777 and encodes 258 amino acids. The transcript has 3 exons. NCBI's taxonomy places the organism in Eukaryota, Fungi, Ascomycota, Pneumocystomycetes, Pneumocystales, Pneumocystaceae. Gene Ontology annotation, cellular component: endomembrane system.